CGCUCUUUCCUCAUUAAGUCCACAGUGAAUGUCUGCCUCCCACCUGCGGUACGCUGUCUACAACAGCGUUGCAGUGUAAUGGCUGGUUGGACGGCUGCGUCCUCCAGGUCGACAGAGACGGAUUAUGAGCGUACACUCGGUCCUGCAGGCAACUAAAUCUCUACUAGUCCUGCUGUGACUCCAGAUCCAAGACCACCGCCAAACAGCCGGCACCCAGAGGAGACGAUGGACCCGAACCCCAACGAUGAGAUGAAACGGAUCUCCUGGACCAGUUCACCCGAGGCUCCUUCACUCUAGAUGCCGCUAACGUCACCUCAUGGCCGGGAUUCAGCAGCUACCUGCUAACUCGCUGACAGAUGUUUGCUGAAACCGUUCGCCUGACGGAGCAUUGAAAAGAGAAAAAAGAAAACAGUGUGCCUGUGGUUCGGCCUGUAAUCAUGGGGAAAGAACAGGAUCUGCUGGUGGCGGUGAAGACUGGAGAUCUUCUGCUGGUGCACAAGCUUCUCUCCAAAGUCAAGUGCAACAAAACCAAGUUGUUGGGCUCCGCCAAGAGGCUCAACAUCAACUACCAGGACUCAGACGGCUUCUCAGCGCUGCACCACGCCGCUCUGACGGGCACCACGGAGCUGCUGUCUCUGCUGCUGGAGGCCCAGGCCACGGUGGAUAUCAAGGACAUCAACGGCAUGCGCCCCCUCCACUACGCAGCGUGGCAGGGUAAAGCAGACUCCGUCUUGUUGUUGCUGAGAGCCGGAGCUUCAGUCAACUCCACCUCCAAUGACGGACAGAUGCCGUUACAUCUCUCUGCUCAGUAUGGACACUACGAGGUGUCUGAGAUGUUGCUGCAGCACCAGUCUAAUCCCUGCCUGAUGAACAAGGGGAAGAAGACUCCUCUAGAUCUGGCCUGCGAGUUUGGGAGACUGAGGGUGGCUCAGUUGCUGCUGAGCAGUAACAUGGUGGCGGCGCUGUUAGAAGGGGACAACAUGGACUCUCCAUCCACCACUCCCCUCCACCUGGCAGCCAGGAAUGGACACAAAGACAUAAUCAAGUUGCUGCUCAAAGCCGGUAUCGACAUCAACAGGACCACCAAAGCCGGGACGUCUCUGCACGAGGCUGCUCUCUAUGGCAAAACGGAAGUAGUGCGGCUGCUGCUUGAUGCGGGCAUCAAUGUGAACAUACGCAACACCUACAACCAGACAGCUUUGGAUAUUGUCAACCAGUUCACCACCUCCACAGCAAGCAGGGAAAUCAAACAGUUGCUGAGAGAGGCAUCAAGCUCUCUUCAGGUCAGAGCGCUGAAGGACUACUGGAACCUCCACGACCCCACCGCUCUUAACCUCCGGGCUGGAGAGCUUAUUAUGGUUGUGGAGCAGCACUCAGACGGCCGCUGGAAGGGUCACAUCCAUGACACCCAGCGGGGGACGGACCGGGUGGGCUUCUUCCCCCCUUCAGUGGUGGAGGUCCUCAGCAGACGAGCAGGGGGCACUCUCUCCCGGCAAGCCUCAAUGCCUUGCCAACGACAACACUUAACGUCCAGAGUUCCUUCCUCAAGCCAUGGCUCCGCCCCUCAGACCGAUGACUCAUACACCCUUGGUUAUGAUCCCGCAGGUGCUCCACCUGACAGUCAGCUGUCUGCCCCAGCUAGUCCUGCUAGCCCCGCUCAGGACAUUUGGGUCCUCAGGAGCUCUCCCACUGGGGACAGAAACAGUGUUGGGAGUGCCGGCAGUGUGGGCAGCAGCCGCAGCGCUGGUAGCGGCCAGAGCUCAGAGAGCGGCCACAGACAGAAUGGGAUUCACAAUCGCCACAAUGCCGACACUGGCAAGCUGGCUCCCUCUGCUGGUGAAUCUGGAGACCACCUCCACAUUGCCGGAGCAGACCACAACAAACAGGCAGAUGGAUCCACAGGUGGUUCCUGUCGGCAAGUCAACGGCACUCCUCAGAAAGGCUUCGUGAGGCCGGAGGAGCUUCUGGAGGGCAAGGACUCUGAGGCCAUCUACCAAUGGUUGUAUGAGUUCCAGUUGCAGCAGUACACAUCCAACUUCAUCAACUCAGGAUAUGACGUACCCACCAUCAGCAGGAUGACGCCUGAGGACCUGACAGCCAUCGGAGUGACCAAACCAGGCCACAGAAAGAAGAUCUCAAUGGAGAUCGGCAAGCUGAGCAUCCCUGAGUGGCUGCCUGAUUACAUCCCUUCAGACCUGGGGGAGUGGCUGAGUGUGAUUGGACUGCCUCAGUACCAGAAGAGAUUGUGUGACAAUGGCUACGACUCCAUUACUAUCGUCAAAGAUAUCACCUGGGAGGACCUGCAGGAGAUAGGCAUCACCAAACUGGGUCACCAGAAGAAGCUAAUGUUAGCGGUGAAGAGACUCAGCGACCUGCAGCGCUCCCGCAACCAUGCCGACAGAUCUGGAGGCGGGACUCUCCGACGGAACCCCCCCGCCGCCCUGGAAAUGGUGGCCAUCGAACACACACCGACACACAAUGUGCAGGCUCACGCUCCUUCUGACGACUGCUGCCCCUCCCCUGGCACCCCCAGGGCGCUCCUCUCCUUCCAGGACAGCGAGUUGAGCGCCGAGCUGCAGAGCGCCAUGAUGGGCAGGGCCUGGGGAGCCGAGGCGUUCGGCAUCAGGGGCGUGCCCUCUGCGGCGGCUCUAUCCGCCAUGUCGGUCAGUCAGGAGAGUAUUAGCAUGCGAUCACGUGGGUCAGGGAAUUCUGGAAAUUCCAAUUCCGGAUAUUCUCAAGAUCACCAAGCUACACAGUCUUCAGCCAGGAUAUCCAGCCGGUCAGAGGAGAGUCUGGGGAGUGGUGCCGGGGAGGAGGCGGGUAGAGGUAGACAGAGACCCACAGAGAUGUGGGAGCACCUGAGUCGUUCUGCUACCCCCAACAAACUCCCCUUCUCCCCUCUAACACCUCCGCUAACACCCAGCAAGAUGCCUCGCUUUGCCUACCCGGCCGUCCCACCCAAGUCCAAACGCUUCCAGUCCCCCAACCGCCUCCAUCAGCCACAGCACCAGCCGCCUUCCUCUCCAUCCCCACAGCCUUCCCCCACACAGAAGUCCUUCAGUUACCUCCACGCCCAGACAGGAGGCGUCAAUGGGGCUCCACAUGUGCUCUCCAAACCUCUGCCUGGAGCGGUCCCUCUGCUGGGACCCCGGCCUGGACAGGGCCCUGCUAACGACGCCCAGAGGGGCACGCACAAAAAGCGUGCCCAAAGCCUGACUCGCUACGCUUUGUCCGACGGCGAGCCGGACGACGAGGACGACCUCGCUCCCCCCUGCACCUCCGCCUCUUCUUCGGCCGUGCCCUCCUAUGCCACGCUGUCGCGCAGGCCGGGACGCGGGCACACCAGUGCCUCAGGGACCCAGCGGCACAUCAACCGCAGCCACUCGUUCGCCGUGCGAUCCAGACGCAACGGCCCGCCCCCGCCGCCGCCCAUAAGGAUGAGUUCGGUGAGCGGCAGCCCAGUACGCCAACCAGGAAACGGGAAAGUGGUGGAGCCAGAGGUGAAGCAAGGAGUAGAGACGGAGGGCAAAGGCAGCGUGAGGUGCAUCGCAGCCAGGCUAGAGGGAAGCAGCAGCAGCAGCAGCAGCAGCAGUCCGUCCCGGAGGAUAGAUAUACCACCAACUCAUGUCCAAGUUUCACCUGUUUUCAUCCCCAUUUCCUCUCCGCUUCCACAUGGGAUGAGUCCUCACAUCGUCUUACAGCACUACAAACCUGUCCCUGUUCUGGGCUUGGGGGGCCUGAGGAGGACGGGUAGCGAGAGGACGGAAGCAGAGACUGCCAGACAAAGAGGUGGAGGCCCAGAGGGAACACUCGAACACAAUCCAAGGAAAGGUGAAAGAAUGUCAAAGAGUGCUACUGCGUCUCCAAAGCACAGCUCCGGUGGCCGCCUCCCUUUCGCUGAAGAAGGCAACCUCACUAUCAAACAGCGGCCCCGGACAGCAGUCAUCACCCACGCGGACGCUGAAGUCAAGACCCCGAACAGCCUGGAGCUCCCCGAGUUCAACCUGAAAGAGUCCGACACGGUGAAAAGACGACACAAACCCAAAGACUCAUUGACACCUGAGGAGGCUGUCUCCCCCAGCAGAGAGUACAGACACCUGCAAGCCAACAGUCUCCACCCGGCGAACGAUGUCAGGGCGCUGAGCGACAACGAAUCUCAGAGGCCGGGGAACGUGUUCCGUAGAGUGGGCUCACUCGGAAAAGGCCCAAAGCCUCCAGUGUCCUCAAAACCUUCCAGUCCUCUCAAACAACCGCCGAACAGCAAACCAACAGUCUCCCAGAAAUCAGUAUCCUCAGUACAAGCUAGUGCACAAGCAGCCAUUCCUAAGCUAACCAGCGUACAGAUUCACACAGUGUCCCCGAAGCUGGGCGGUAUCAUACACACACAGACGUGUGUACCCGGCCCCACACCUGUGAACCCACAGGCAGUGAAGGCCAAACCAGAGAGUCCACAGAAAGGUGGUCUGUCUGUAUCAAGGCUCCCUCAGCCCAGCACGGUCCCGGCAUCAGCAGCAGGACUGAACCUCAUUUUGGUCCAGAGUGUUGCAUUCACCGCUCCGUCCUCACCAGCUCCGGCCCCCUCGUACCCCACCUCGGCCCCUCCAGGUCAGGCGGGUAAAGCGGGGUCCUCCCCGGCUGGUGCGGCCGGUCUGGAGGUGCUGGCUCAGAAGAGGCUGGAGCAAACCAGUACGUCACUAGAGGCCGCUCUCAAAGUGGUGGAGAACAAACUGGCACAGGGGAGCAGUGUGGACAGUGGCAACAGCACAGUGAAGGCGGCAGGAAAUAUUCUGGAUGACAUCGGCAGCAUGUUUGACGACCUGGCCGACCAGCUGGACGCCAUGUUGGAGUGACCCUCCCGAACU
Messenger RNA from Anarrhichthys ocellatus (wolf-eel), 4862 nucleotides. It is a transcript of the gene caskin2a, whose product is annotated as CASK interacting protein 2. The record is from RefSeq and is a predicted model, not a curated record. Gene Ontology annotation, molecular function: protein binding. NCBI's taxonomy places the organism in Eukaryota, Metazoa, Chordata, Actinopteri, Perciformes, Anarhichadidae.